This is a messenger RNA of Xiphophorus couchianus (Monterrey platyfish), 4359 nucleotides long. Its product is annotated as voltage-dependent L-type calcium channel subunit beta-4-like. Gene Ontology annotation, biological process: calcium ion transmembrane transport. Gene Ontology annotation, molecular function: protein binding; voltage-gated calcium channel activity. The transcript is spliced from 14 exons. NCBI's taxonomy places the organism in Eukaryota, Metazoa, Chordata, Actinopteri, Cyprinodontiformes, Poeciliidae. The record is from RefSeq and is a predicted model, not a curated record. The coding region runs from base 184 to 1353 and encodes 389 amino acids. Gene Ontology annotation, cellular component: voltage-gated calcium channel complex.
CAGAGCAUUAAUUUUCUAUGGGAAAUGAGUAUUGAGGCAGCACAGCAAUGGCUGUGAAGCACUUAUCCUGAGCGCGCCUCCCUUCCUUUUGCCUCCCUCCCUCACUGUAACCACGGCCGGAGGGGAGGAGGUUUCCACUGUUUUUCUGUGCCAUGGGGAGAGGAGAGCACUGGCAGCAGAAUCAUGUCUGCCUCCGACUCGAGUGCUACAGGACUGAUCAACAAGGGUUCAGCCGAUUCCUACGCUAGUCGACCCUCUGAUUCCGACCUGUCCCUGGAGGAAGACCAGGAGGCGUCUCGGCGUGAAGCCGAGCGCCAGGCUCAGCUUCAGCUGGAAAGAGCCAAGUCCAAGCCGGUAGCAUUUGCAGUGAAAACCAAUGUGAGUUACUGUGGGGCCCUUGAUGAAGAUUGUCCAGUCCAAGGUGCUGCUAUCAACUUUGAAACCAAAGACUUUCUGCACAUAAAAGAGAAAUAUAACAAUGACUGGUGGAUUGGUCGGCUAGUGAAAGAAGGAGCAGACAUUACAUUUAUCCCGAGCCCAGUGAAACUGGAGGCCAUGAGGAUAAAACAAGAACAAAAAGCAGCUGCCAGGAAAGGAGGGAACGCAUCAUCGGGAGGCUGGAGGUCCACCCCUCCAUCUGCAGCCAAACAGAAGCAGAAACAGACGGAACAUGUUCCUCCCUAUGACGUGGUUCCCUCCAUGAGGCCCGUGGUGCUGGUGGGCCCUUCACUGAAAGGCUAUGAAGUGACUGACAUGAUGCAGAAAGCCUUGUUUGACUUCCUAAAGCACAGAUUUGUCGACAGGAUCACUAUUACACGGGUGACCGCUGAUCUGUCCCUGGCAAAGCGCUCGGUGCUGAACAAGAAGGCCAUAAUGGAGAGAUCCAACACUCGCUCUAGUCUGGCUGAAGUCCAGAGUGAGAUAGAGAGGAUCUUUGAGUUGGCAAAGUCUCUUCAGCUGGUCGUCCUAGAUGCAGAUACCAUCAACCAUCCAGCCCAGCUCCUCAAAACAUCUCUGGCUCCCAUCAUCAUCUAUGUUAAAGUGUCAUCACCCAAAGUUCUUCAGAGGCUGAUAAAGUCUCGAGGGAAGUCCCAAAGCAAGCACCUCAAUGUCCAGAUGAUGGCCGGGGACAAGCUGGCUCAGUGUCCUCCUGAGAUGUUUGACGUAAUCCUGGAUGAGAAUCAGCUGGAAGAAGCCUGCGACCACCUCGCGGAGUACCUGGAAAUUUACUGGCGAGCUACACAUCUCCCUUGUUCUGCCCCAGUUAAUCCCUUACAGGACCAAAAUAUGGUCACCCCACCUUCAGCCAACUCCAGCCAGCAGUUUUCAGAGACUCAAGAGUUGAUAGAAUGAUUCCAGCCUCGGAUGCAGGAGCAGCCUGUGCUGUCGGCUGGGGUCAGAACAGUCAGGACAUGGAGAACAGGGACCACCAGGGGGCAGCAGCGUCCCUCCUCUCAUCAAAGCCAGCCAUCACCUUCUCCACAUGUGGAGCAGAGAGAAGAGCUGGGUCCAUGCAAAGGGUGAAAGAGCAGAAGUGUGGUGAGCUGGGAUAGGAGGAGAAAUAUUCCACAUCGGGAGGAAGAUGCACCCAACUGCAGCCUCACUGCUGCCCCAGGGGCCAGACAUCCCUGCUCCCAACGUCAACUGAUAACUCAGGGCCACUUUCUGCCACUGCAAAAGCACCGGUUUACAGAAACCGGGGAAACAGCGCAGUCACUGUUCAUCUCCUUACCAACAACCCUCCCAUGUAAUACUUUCUCCAAUCCAGACGGGUGAAAAGAAACAAAAAAUCCUAAUAUCCAUGAAAGAUGAGCCAGCCCAUGAGUGUCUGUAGCUGUCUGAAGCACACAAAGGCUGAUUCAUUUCUCACUGGAGAUGCAUCACACAUCUAAGGGGCUGAGGUAUAUUAGUCCAUAAUACCACUGGCACAGAAAAGCUGUUAGCACAUCACCAGGUUUCCAGUGCAGGGCUCUUAAGGUUUAAUGUCUGAUUCACCUUGCUUCCUUGCGGGUGCAAGGAGUGACAGAAAAUCUAUUAUGUAUGUCUUCCAUGUCCGCAGCUUUAAGUGAGCUGCCAUUUUAAAUGUUUAACUGAAAUGCUUCCUUAAAAGUACAUUUGCUCCUGUCAGUCAUAGCAGUAUCACUUUUGCAUGGAAACACAUGGGAAAAAUUGCAAUUUUGUCUUUCUUUAUCCCCUUACUUUCCACUCCUGGUUUAUUCAGUAUUCUUCUUUUUGUCUGCUCUUGUACUAAAACAGUAUAUACAACUAUCUGUUUCUCAUAUAUUUGCUCUCAGUGUACCAAAUGCAUAUCUCUACAUGUAGCUUUUAUGCAAAUAAUGUAUAACAAACACUGACAGCACACAUUUUCUACGUCUUUGCCACUGCUGGCGAAUGUAAGUAAAAUCUGGUGUGUGAGGAAAGAGUCCUUAUGGUAAAAUGUGCAGACAGUUGAAGUCAAAUUCAUUCUGCUGCUGCUGACGAUAUUUUUAUGCACAGCAAUUGCACUGAAGACCAUUGCUGUCGUCCUCACUGCUUGUUUCAGCCUCUGUGCCACAUUACUAAGCAUUUUGGCUCAUAGGUCAUCAAAGUCGUUCUAUGGCUCAGACAUACGAAGCAAAACUGCUUGCAACACAGGCAUAUUCCUCAAAUACAAAAUCUAUCUAACUGAAUAAAAAUGCUUCAAAAUCCAUGUCUAGACCAGUUUAGAGUCAGCAUAGUGUUUACUAAAGCUAAAUAAUUCGUCUGAAACUUAUGUCUUUGUGUCAGUUCUGUGGAUUAAUCUAGAAGACUAUCUGUCCUUAAAAGUUUCAGCUCUGCAAAGUGAACUUCACUGCAGACAAGAAAUCCAAGGCAAAGCGAUCUCCUUUUCAAAAUUAAUGUAGUUAAAGGCAGACUUUAAGGGCAUCGAUAUUAAAGACUUCUGUCUUUACUAUUAAUGAGUACAUUGUUUAUUUUUACUCAAACUCUGUUUCUCCUCUUAAAUAUUGUGAGAACAUUUAACUAUGGCUUUGGACAUUUAAAAAAAAUCUCCAAGAUUUUAUCAUAUCUUAAUCUUCAAUCAUUUUUAAAUUAAACUCUAAAAGAAAUAACACUUUAAUACUCACCCACUGGGCACUUGUAUGUUAACAUAAAUAAAUAAUCCUGAAAUAUUAUUAAUCCUAUAAUAUAUUAUCCUGUUAUUCAAGCAAGUCCAAUAACUGUGACUGAAAAACAACAAACUCUAAACUUGCCCAAUGACUGCUAACUUUUGUACAUGUGAGAUUUUAAAGUUCCUGAAGGGAUACUUUUGUUCAUUUUUGACAUGUUUAUGUAAAAUAAGCACGGCAGAUAUUAAACAGUGUGGUGACUACUGAAGAUGUUUAGCUGAAUCUCAGUCUGAAAUUGCAAGCCAUGCAGUGGUACAGUCUGUCUCCAAUUUGCCUCAUUUGUUUGUUUGACGCCUUAUGGUUCUUAACUUCCAUCUCAAUACAACUGCUUCGAAAUUAUUACGAAACAAUGUUCACCUAAACUCGUGUAAAUAACCUAUUGUAUGUGCAUGGCAGAUUGUACUCCUGUUGCAUCAGAAGGGCUGCAAGGAUCAUCCUCACAUGAGCAAAUCAACAUAACCACUUACAUAUGCAUUAUAAAAGAUAAGCUGUAAAUACUGUAAAUGAUUAGUAUUAAAUUCCAUGCAAACGUUGCUAAGUCUGACCAACAAAAAGUAUUUUGUUCUUUGUUUUGUUUUGUUUUUCACAGUACACAGCUCACAAAGCAUGUGUUUAUUUGUGAUAUCCUCUGUUUUUAAUAUGAUGCACUUUUUAUCCAGGACCAGAGAUGUCUUCCACUGAGACUGACAUACACUUCUAAUAGAUCAGGCUGGAGAUUAAAACCUUCCACCUGACAAAACACCGAGAGCACAGGACCUUCUUAGGAUAAAACCUUAGAUAAACCAGAUCCUCUUUUUUUUUUAUUUGUUUGAGUUGUAUUACAGAACGAUUCUAUUAUAACUAAACUAUUUUGUCCAUAUCCAAAGCACAAUGUUUUUAUUACUAUUAUUUAUUUCAUUGGCCUAAAUUUUGGAUGCAAUAUAAAGUUUAGUAUUGAUGAGCUACAAGCUGAGACUAUCAAGAUAUCUCCUCGGUUGGGGUGGGGUAUAAUUGCACUGCUAUUGUUUAUAUGGAUGCUUUUUUUUUUUUUUUUGAUGCAAUAAAUGCACUCAAUGUCUGCCGUAUGUACCCCCAGCUGUGAUCCCAACAACGCUGCUGGUUUCAGACAACAGGACGAAAGCCGUCCGACAUUGUUUGAUGAUGAAAUGUGCUUGGUGUGUGUCUGUAAACGCCACACGAGAACGAGGGGGUAAAUAAAAAUGUUACAAUGACA